Messenger RNA from Striga asiatica, 2643 nucleotides. The record is from the annotation of a GenBank genome assembly. Lineage: Eukaryota; Viridiplantae; Streptophyta; Magnoliopsida; Lamiales; Orobanchaceae.
AUGAACGAGGUGCGAAAUAGGAGCUAUGAAGAACAAGCUGCGCGCGGAUUGCCUGACUUCGGACAAGCAGUCUGCCGAUGUCUCGACUCACCACGUGAGAAGCAAUGCAAAUUUGAUUGUGGUUCAGGCCUAACCGCCAGCGUGGAACUCGCUAGUCAGAAUGAUGCCUCCCAACGCCAGUCGUCGGUGAACCGGCCCUUAUCCCGCGUGUCCAUCACACCAAAUGGAUUCAUCUCAAAGACGGUAUCCUUAGAUAUUCAUCGCCAAAGUACGACCGAGGCGAUCGGGAGCGGGGUGCCCCGCGAAGAACAUGACCCUGUCAAUCGCACCCUCGCCUGUGGCUGCCAUGUAUGGUGUCUGACCCGCAGUAUGCGCGCUCCAUGUGAUCUAGUGUGGCCAGCACCAGACAAAUGUCUUCUAUCGGCGCUGAAAGUGCCUCCAAUUGGCCGCUCGAUGCUACAAUCUCGGCGUCGCGCCUGUCGCCUGUGGCGUCGUUCCGUUUGGGCGACAUUGCGGGCUGUCAGCUCUUCCAUCGUCAAGGACCCCACGCUCCAGAUUCCGACGAGCUUCAGUGGCUUGAAAAGCGCUUCCAAUUCUCUUCUCCUCGCUAAGCGCCCGCCGGCUUUCCGCGCCGCCGCCGCUCCUCCCUCCUCUGCCAUCAGAGCUGUCUCCACGCCCGUGAAGCCGGAUACAGCUGUUGAGCAAAAACGAAGCAAGGUCGAGAUCUUCAAAGAAAACAGCAACUUCAUAAGAUACCCUCUAAACGAGGAGCUAUUAACUGAUUCCCCCAACGUAAACGAGGCCGCAACACAAUUAAUCAAGUUCCAUGGCAGCUAUCAGCAGUACAACAGAGACGAGCGUGGGACCAGGUCUUACUCUUUCAUGCUCCGCACCAAAAACCCUUGUGGAAAGGUCUCGAACAAGCUCUACCUCGUCAUGGAUGACUUAGCCGAUCAAUUUGGGAUCAAAACCCUUCGUCUGACGACGAGACAGACCUUUCAGCUCCAUGGAGUUCUGAAAAAGGAUCUCAAGACUGUAAUGAGUGCCAUCAUCAAAAGCAUGGGGUCCACACUCGGCGCAUGUGGGGAUCUGAACAGGAACGUUCUUGCCCCAGCUGCUCCGUUUUACAGAAAGGAUUAUUUGUUUGCACAAAAGACUGCGGAAAAUAUUGCUGCGCUGUUGACUCCUCAGUCAGGCUUUUACUAUGAUAUGUGGGUGGAUGGGGAAAAGUUCAUGACUGCUGAGCCUCCGGAGGUGGUGAAGGCCAGAAAUGAUAAUUCGCACGGCACGAAUUUCCCAGACUCGCCUGAGCCAAUCUACGGAACUCAGUUUUUGCCGAGGAAGUUUAAAAUUGCUGUGACUGUGCCGACGGACAACUCGGUGGACCUUUUUACUAAUGAUAUUGGUGUUGUUGUUGUCUCUGAUGCUGAUGGAGAGCCACAGGGGUUUAACUUAUACGUAGGUGGUGGGAUGGGAAGAACGCAUAGGCAAGAGAGCACCUUUGCUCGGCUGGCAGAGCCUUUAGGUUACGUGCCGAAAGAGGAUAUCUUAUAUGCAGUGAAGGCCAUCGUAGUUACACAAAGAGAAAAUGGUAGAAGGGAUGAUCGAAAGUACAGCAGGAUGAAAUAUUUAAUCAGCUCAUGGGGAAUUGAAAAGUUCAGAAAUGUUGUUGAACAGUACUAUGGAAAGAAGUUCGAACCUUGCCACGAGUUGCCUGAGUGGGAAUUCAAAAGUUACUUGGGAUGGCAUCAGCAGGGUGAUGGUGGAUUAUUUUGUGGCCUCCAUGUUGACAGUGGUCGAGUCAAAGGGGUAAUGAAGAAGACUUUAAGGGAAGUAAUUGAAAAGUACAACUUGAAUGUCCGUAUUACACCAAACCAGAAUAUUAUCUUGUGCGAUGUCAAACAAGCAUGGAGACGCCCCAUCACUACUGCUCUUGCUCAGGGUGGUCUCCUGCAACCAAGGUAUGUAGAUCCUCUUAACGUGACAGCUAUGGCUUGCCCAGCCAUGCCACUCUGCCCUUUGGCCAUAACAGAAGCUGAGCGUGGAAUACCCGAUAUCCUUAAGCGGGUCCGGGCUGUAUUUGAGAAGGUUGGUCUCAAGUAUAAUGAAUCUGUGGUUAUAAGGAUAACUGGUUGCCCGAAUGGUUGUGCUAGGCCAUACAUGGCUGAGCUUGGCCUUGUUGGUGAUGGUCCAAAUAGUUAUCAGAUUUGGCUUGGAGGGACGCCCAACCAAACUAUACUGGCUAAAGUUUUCAAGGAUAAGGUUAAAAUUCAAGAUCUCGAGAAGGUUCUGGAACCUUUGUUUUAUCACUGGAAGAGCAAGCGGCUUUCUAAAGAAUCAUUCGGCGACUUUGCAAACCGUGUGGGCAAUGAGAAACUUCUAGAACUGGUGAACAAGUGGGAAGGUAUACCAGUUAAUGCAUCACACUACAACCUAAAGCUUUUUUCAGACAAAGAAACAUAUGAAGCGAUGUACGCCCUAGCCAAGCGCCAGGACAAGACUGUCUAUCAGCUUUCCAUGGAGCUGUUGGACGUGGUCAAAAAGCCGUAUCAUGUUGUAUCUAGAUUGCGGGUUAAGCAUUGUGGGCUUAAUCUUUUGGUGGAUCUUGCCACUAUUUUGUUGGUGACAUUGCAAGCUUUGUGA